Hyla sarda is the source of this 1885-nucleotide messenger RNA. RefSeq names its product sarcoglycan gamma (gene SGCG). The record is from RefSeq and is a predicted model, not a curated record. Lineage: Eukaryota; Metazoa; Chordata; Amphibia; Anura; Hylidae. Gene Ontology annotation, cellular component: sarcoglycan complex; sarcolemma. Gene Ontology annotation, biological process: cardiac muscle tissue development; heart contraction. Bases 344 to 1273 code for a protein of 309 amino acids. The transcript is spliced from 8 exons.
GGUGUGGUCGGUGCCCCUCGGUGUGGUCGGUGCCCCUCGGUGUGGCGCGCAGAGGGUUAGGUGUCCCCCCCAUCUGCAGAUGUUCCCUUCAGCUGGCAGUCACGUGGUGUGAGGGUCCUGGAGGAGGAGGACUCAGGUGCCCGGGCGUGCGCUGUGUCAGUCUCCGGAGCUGCCGCUCCUGUCCCGGCUCAUAUCUCCUCCAUAGAGCCGUGAGGAGAGGAUGUGCCCGGAGCUGUGAGGGCACAGGAGGCGGCACAUGGCACCUGACGCCCGGGGAGGGCAGGCUUGGGAAAAGUUGCCUGGAUGAAGCCCAGCCAGUCCCGGAGCCGGCAUUCCUCUGGGAAUGAGUUUACAAUCCGAUACCAUAUCCUUAACGGGACCGGGACAUCAGCAGAUGGUCCGGGAGCAAUACACCACAAGCACAGAAGGAACAAGCAUAGAGCGCCCGGAGAGGCAAUAUGUCUACAAUAUCGGGAUUUAUGGAUGGAGGAAGCGCUGCCUUUAUUUGUUUGUUCUUCUUCUCCUUAUCAUCUUAGUAGUGAAUUUUGCUCUAACUAUUUGGAUUCUUAAGGUCAUGUGGUUCUCACCGUCUGGAAUGGGACACUUACGUGUUACAAGUGAGGGUCUACGUCUUGAGGGGGAAUCGGAGUUCCUUUAUCCAUUGUAUGCCAAAGAAAUUCGGUCAAGGCUGGACAAUUCUCUGCACUUGCAGUCUUCUCAAAAUGUGACCGUAAACGCAAGAAACUCAGAGGGACAGAUCACAGGCAGACUGACAGUGGGUCCCGGGCUGGUAGAAACCUUUGGUCAACAGUUCCAGAUACAUUCUGAUAAAGGAAAAAUGCUGUUUUCCGUGGAUGAAAAAGAAGUUCUAGUUGGAACAGACAAGCUGAGAGUCACAGGACCUGAAGGAGCUUUGUUCGAACAUUCUGUGGAGACCCCUCUAGUUAGAGCCGACUCUUCCAAACAACUCAGACUGGAGUCACCAACUCGAUCCUUGAGCAUGGACGCCCCAAAAGGAGUUUACAUCAAGGCUCAGACUGGAGAAAUUGAGGCCAUUUCACGGAGAGAUAUUAAAUUACAGAGCAACGAUGGAACGGUAGUGCUGGAUGCAGAAAAAAUAUUUCUACCCAAACUGCCUCAAGGUACAAAGACCAACUCAGCCGACAGCUCUCAGGAACUCUAUGAAAUAUGCGUCUGUCCAGAUGGAAAACUGUAUGUGUCGGUAGCUGCAUCAAAAUCCACAUGCCGGGAAUACAGCCGAGACUGUCAAUGAGGGACUUUUCAGACCCGCGGAUAGUAGUCAUGCAUUUUAUAUCAACUGGUGACUUUCUGCUGUUUGUUUGAAAGGAUUUAGAUACUAAAAUCACAAAACGCGUUGGGGUGCAAAUUUGUAUUUCACAACACAACUUGAACACGAAUAUUACAGUAUUUUUUUAAGCCGGUGUAAAACAGCAACUUCGACUUGGAAGCGAUUCGUCCUCGGUUAGUCUUUGGCUAGAAAGAGAGAAUUAUGGGCCGGAGUUUUACGGAGUAGCGGCCACCUAAUAAAAUGAGAAUUUUGUGGAGUCGCUGAGCUGUGCCGCGGUUGUUGAGCCGAGUAAUUAAUUGAACGCCGUUCUAACUUUUUCCUCCAAGUUCAAGUCCAUUUCUGCUUAUAGUAUGCAUUAUUCUAUUCAUUUCAUCUCAAUGACCUGUUUCCAAUAUCUGAAAAAAUGACUUGGUACCAGCAAUAUACUAUGCAACCUGUACUGCAAUAAUAUAUCUCCUAUGGUCUGCUGUUUUUAUUGUGUGCUAUAUCGGGUUGUCAUUUUUCUAUUUGUGAUCUUUAAGUCCUUUAAUUGGCAUUUAAAGAGACAGGUAACAGGCUGGUAAGACAAUAAAUACA